Molecule: messenger RNA, 7758 nt
Organism: Plasmodium relictum
Lineage: Eukaryota; Apicomplexa; Aconoidasida; Haemosporida; Plasmodiidae
Product: reticulocyte binding protein, putative
Exons: 2
Coding region: 1-7758 (2585 amino acids)
Source: RefSeq, a predicted model, not a curated record
AUGAAAGGAACAAAAUUUACGAUAGCUUAUUUUUUCCUUACAUUUUUCAUUUUUGAUCUAAGCCAUGGGGAAAAAGUUCAAGUAGAAUCAAUUGAGUUUACAUCGGACAUACAUUUACCAUUUACUCCUAAUUUAGUAGAAAAACAAUUAGAAGACAAGUCUAUUGCUAAUUAUAAUACCAAAAAAAAGAAAAAUUUAAAAAUUUCAAUUUCUUCAAACCCAACUAAAUAUAAUAAAAAAAUGGUUAAAUUAAAAAUUGAAGAUAAAAAAUCACCACAUUUAUACACAGAUAAACAAUAUGUGGUCCUAAAAAAUCAUAAUACUAGAAUAGAACCAUCUCAUACUAUUUAUAUAAAAAAGAAUAUCCCAUAUUUAUCGAACAAUUAUGUUUAUGAUGAAGGAAAACAAAACAAGUUAAAUAGUAUUAUGCAUUCCUUUAUUGAUAAAGGAACAACAAAUUUAUUUGAUGAAUUAUUCAGUUUUUACAUUAGUUUAAUUCAUAAAAUUAAGGAAAGCUUGGACAAAGCAAAAGAAAUAUAUAUUGCAGUAUUAUCAUAUGAAGAUAUGAAAAUAUAUUUCGAGAACAGCCCCACAUCUGAAAAAUUUAAUAUUAAUGUAUCACCGUUAAUUAUAAAAAUAAAAGAUAAAGUAGAAACAUAUAUGAGUUUCUGUGAAGAAUCUAAAGAUGAUAUAGAAAAAAAAUAUAAUAAAUUAAUAGAACUUAUGGGAAAUAAUAAAGAAUUAAGUACAUUUACAGAAAUGCAUAAUCAAAUUAAAUCAAAGAUUAUAGAGGUAGAAACAAAAUUAAAUGAAGAUUUUAAAGUUAUUGAAAGUAAAAAUUCGGAAGUUUAUAAUAUAUUAGAUAAAUUGAUACAAGAGACUUAUUGCGUAAAUAAAGAUUGUAGUAGUGUGAGUUUUCAUUAUGAAGGGAAUGUUGUAAAUCAAUUUAGUGCGUUAAAAGUUGAUAUCGCGGAUUGUCAUUUUAAUUCGGAAAAAAUUUCGAAUUUUAUGAAUUAUGAUAAUAAGUUAUUAAAAAUUAAAUAUAUAAACUUUUGUCAGAAAAAACAUAAAUUAUCUUUUAGUUUAUUAAUGGAACAAAUUAUGGAUAUUGCAGAAACUCAUAAAAAAUAUGAAGAUAUUUUUACUAAAAAUAUAGGUAUUAUUAAAAAUGCUAUGGUAGAUCUAAGUUAUGUAGAUAUGGACAGUGAAAAUAUAAUGAAAACAAUUAAUAAAUUUUCCUUCGCUUGUAAGGCAGUUUAUACUGUAGCUGAAUGGAAAGAUACAUUAAUGACAAUUUUUGAUUCAAAAAAAGCUGAAAUGUAUACUUUAUUUGACAAAAUAAAAGAGGAAUUGGAGCAUAAAAUAUUUUCUAUAGUUUAUCCAGGGGAUCUAGAAGCACGUAGUGAAAUUUUUUCAAAUUCACAAAUUAUAUUAGGUAAUAUAGAUCGUCUAAUUUUUGAAAAUUGUGAAUUAUUAGAAGGUUCAUUAUAUGGUUACAGCAAUCCAAGGAUUUAUACUAUUAAUAAUGAACUUCUUAAAAUAUGUUCUCAAUUAUUUACACAUAACAUGAGUUUGAAAAGCAAACUUCGUUUGGUUAAUGAUCAGUACAAUUUAAUGAAACAUGAACAAUCUGAAGUAGAUAAAUUGAGAAAAAGUAUACAUUUUAUAGGGAGAAAUCAAUUAGAAAAUAUUACAAGUGAUAUUGUUGAUAAAGUGCGAAAAAUGGAAAAUAUUGUAACAUUAGCGAACGAUAAACUUGAAGUGUUAAACGAAAAUGAUCAAGAAUUGGUUAGUUUAAAAGAAAAAAUUGAUCAAUUAAUUAAACAAUUUCAAGAAAAAAACGAAGAGCAAAAGGAACUAAAAAGGCAAGAAGAUGAAGAGAUAGAGCAAGCUGCAACAGAUAUUAAGCAGAACUUAGAACAGAUUGAAGAAAAAAUAAGCAAAUUAAAGCCAUUUAUAGAUUUAAAAGAUAAUUCAAAUGAAGAAUUAAAUAUUAUUGAAAGAGUAAUUGAUAUAUCAUCAUGUAAUAACAAAGAUGAAUUUACAACAGAAAAAGAAAAAAUAAAAGAAAGAAUGGAAUUAGCUUUAAAAUCUUUGCUUGGUAAUGGAAAAAUAGAAAAAGCAUAUAAAGAAUUACCACAUUAUAUAUCUGAAAAAAAAAGAUUAAAUUAUAUGUUAUAUGAUCUGGAUACAGUUAAUAAUAUAUUAAAAGAGUUAAAACAGAAAUGUGAUGAACUAGAUGAAUUUAUAAAUAAAGGUACAACUAUUGUGAAUGAUGAGGUAACAAUUGAAGCAAGUAAUCUUACACAGCUUAGGAAUAAUCUUAUUAUGAAAUCAUUUGAAGAUUUACAUAACAAAAUGAAUAAUUCAUAUCAAAAUUUUAACAAUACAUUGAGUUCUAUAAAUGAAAAUAUAGCUGAUUGUGAAGAGAAAAGGAAAAAAAUUAAAAUAUAUGAAGAUGAUAUAGCAGAAAGAAAAGGCGAAUUUUUGGAUAAGCUUAUUGAGGAAGGUAACGAUUCACUAAAAGGGGGGGAUACAUCUCAGGUUGUAUUGGCUCUUAAAGAAGUUAUUAAAGAAAAUAAAAUUUUCAUAUUAGAAAAAAUAAGUGAUGGAAGAAGUAUUAUAGAUACUUUUAAAGGACAAUUUGAAUUAUCCAGGAAAAUAGAGAAAUAUAAAAGUUAUCUUCAAAAUAAUCAAAUUUUUGACAAUAUUAACUCUUUAAAGGCAAGUAUUCAUGAAAUGAAUGCAGAUAACAAACUAAAUGAUUGUCAGUCAAGAUAUGAUAGUGUUAUAUAUUCAAUAGAUGAUAGCAUAAAAAAGGUUGAACUAUCAAAAAGUAUUAUAGAAGGUGUUAAAAUUUUAAAUAAAGUUAUAAAUGAAUCUAAUAAAAAUAACGAGUCCAUUGAGCAUUUAAAAGGAAAUUUAAAGGAGUCAGAUGAAAAAAUUAAUAAACACAUGGUUUCCAUUAAUGAAGAUAAUUUGAUAGAAGAUGAUGUAAAACAGAGACUUUUAGGUGAAUUAAACAAUGAAAAAAAUAAAAUAGAAGAUGAAAUAAGAAAAAUUAGUGCAUUAAAGGAAAGAUCGAAUGAUUUAAUAGAAUCUUCUACAAAUUUUAAAGAAACAGUCGGAAAUUCUCUUGCUGAAGAAGAUACAAGGGCUCAUUCAAAAGAUAUAUCAAGUAAAAAAGAAAAAUUGGAAUCUAUUACAGGUGAAAUAAGUAAUUUAACAACAGCAAUUACAGUACUAAGUUUUGGGGUUGAUAGUUUAAUUAACACUCAGAAUAAUGAAAUUGCAAAUUUAAUUUAUAAUUUAAUAAUAAAAUUAGAAUGGGAAAUAAAGAGUAAAGUAGAAAGAAGUUUGGGAAUUUUAGAGGCAACAAAAGAGAGUUUCGAAAAAUAUAAAUUUGAAAAAGAUAUAAAAAAUAUUUUUAGUGAAGAAAAUAAGGAAGCACUAAACAUAAUAUCUCAAAAUAUUAUUACUUUCAAGAAUUAUAUUAAUACAUAUAUGGAAAAAUAUUUAGAAAUUAAAAAAAAAUCAAAAAAUAUAGUUGAUGAAUCUGAUAAUCUAAAGAAAAGUAUUGAGAAUCUCGUUGACAAAAGAAGUAAUAUGAAAAUGAAUAAUGGACAAAUGAAUACAAUAUUAGAAGACUUUAGUACAUGGGAAGAAGAGUUACAAAAUUUAUUAUCAAAUAUAAAUGAAAAAAAAUUAGAAUAUAAAAAAACUUUAGUAUAUGAUUCUAUGGAUAGAAUUAUCUAUCAAAAAAGAAGAAGUGAUGAAGAAAUAGAAACCAUUAAUCUUUACAAUGAGAAAAUUGAUAAAUUAAAGAAAAAAAUAACUGAUACCACAGAAUGUGUAUUAGAGAAUUUUAAUUAUGAAGAUUAUACCAAUGGUUCUAGAAGAAAUCAGGAGAAAAUAGAUAGAUUAGAACAAGAAGUUAGUAUAUUAAGAAAUGAGGUAUCCAAUGCUAAAAGAGAAGAUGAAAUCCAUGCCAUUCAUACGAAUGUUAAACAAAAAUUGAGAGAAGUUAUAAAUGAAAAGAGUAAAAUAGAUGAUGUAUCAAAAGUAAUUAAGCAUAUGGAAAAAUUGUUAAUGCUAACAGAAUUUAGUGUAGUAAUGGAAGACAUAGAAAUGAAUACUCCAAAGGUUAAGGAAGAAGAAGGACUUGUCAAAAAACAAUUCACAGAAUCAGAAAAAAUGAAGGAGAACAUAUUGAGAGAUUUCGAAAAUGCAAAGAAAUUAAAAGAUUCGCUUAUAAACAACUUAGAUGAAAAUUCAAUUGAUAGAUGCAUAGAGGAAGUUAAGGUAAUUAGAGAAAACAUUUUAUCUAAUAUAGAAAAUAUAAAUAAUUUUUUAAAAGAAGCUGAAAUACAUAAAAUAGCCUCUUUAUUAUAUUUUAAAAAUACUGUAAGAGGAAAAGAAAAAAUAGAAUAUUUAAAAAAUCAUGAUGAAGGUGAAAAAAAAGAAAUAACUGAGCAAGUAAUGGAAAAUGUAAAUAGGUAUGUUCGUGAAUCUGAAGAUUAUUCAAAUAAGGCAGCUGAACAUGCUCAGAAAACUAGUAAAAAUUAUGAAUUAUCUUCAGCAUAUGAAAAAAAGAUCAAUGAUCUUUUAAAAGAACAGUUAAUUUUAGCAGAAAAAAUAAAGGUAGAUAUGAAAAAAAAUGAUGCAAUAUAUGUGCAGAUAGAAAUUGAGGAUGAUUACUAUAGUAAUGAAAACUUAUUAAAAAAAUUAAAAGAAAAAUUAAUUAGACUAAAGCAAGAAGAUUCUCAUAUGAAAAAUGAGGAUGGAACAAAUAAUGAAAAGUCUAGAGACGCAUUUACUAAAAUAGAAAUUACAAGAGCAAAUGCAAGCAACGUUCUAUUAAAUGUAGAGAAAAUAGAAAAUAGAAUAAUAGAUAUCCUAAAUGAGGCUAAAAUUGAAAUGGAACCAAUUUUAAUGGGAUAUAAAGGAAAUUAUGAUACAUUAGAUGAAUUAAAAAUAGAGAAAGAAAAUUUAAAAAAUGUUUCAAAAGUUUUAAAAGAACUUGAAGAUAAAAGGAAAAAUUUUAAAAUUGAAUUAAACGAACUUGGAAUAAUAGAGACUAAAGUUAAUAGAAUGGAAAACGAAAUGAAUAUAUACAAAAAAAAUUAUGAAGAAGGAAUCUUAGAAGAAAUAAAAAAGAUAUCUGAUCAAGAGAAAAAAAAUAUAGAAUUAUUAAAAGAAUCAAUAAAUUUAAUUACUAAAAAUGCAAUUACAUUUUUGAGGGAUUCUGUAUUAGGAGAAAAUCAUAUUACACAAAAAUUUGAAGAUCCUGAAAGAAAAUUGAAUGAGAUAUAUGACUCAUUUAAUAAAUCGUACAAAGAAAUAGAAAAAGAUGCAUUAAUAAUUUUAGAAUCUUCUAAAACAUAUAAUGAUUUGAAAGAAAAAAAAGAAAAGGCUAAAAUAGAAAAAGAAAAACUCAUAGAACUAAACAAAGAAGUGAAAAUUUUGUUGAGUAAUAUUAAUGAUAUUAAAAUAAACGAGGUACUAAGAUUAAUAUUAUUUAUGAAAGAUAAAUUAGACAAUAUUAGUGAAAAUGCUGAUGAAGAGUAUUUAAAAUUGAAAGAGCAUGCAGAAGACAUUAAAAGAAAUGUUCAAAAUAUGAUAAAUUCAAAAAGCAUAAUUGCUGCAUUUAAUGAAUUAGAUAAUGCAAAACAUAAAUGUAGUGAGUUCAAAAAAAGGAAAAUAUCACAUUCUUCUUAUAAAUACAAUGCAUAUUCAAUUUACAAUGAAAUAUUUAAGGCAUCAGAAUUUAUAGAUAUAGAUAUAGAAACAAUAUCAAAUUUGAAAGGCCAUAGCAAUAUAAAUGAUACAGAAGAUAUUGUUUUAAGUAUACAAGGAGAUUCAUUUGAUAUAGAUAGUAAAGAAAAGGAAAAUGAAGAAAAUAUUAUCAAAAUGAAAAGCAUUUAUGAACAAAUAAAAAUAAGAGAUGGAUUAAAAAAUAAAAUUAGGGAAACAGCAAAUGAAGUUGAUAAAAUUUUACUCAAUGUGCAAAAUUUACUUGAGAAAUAUAAGGAAAUAAAAGAAGUAAAUUCUGAUGAGAAGGAAUAUGUUGAAAUUUUAAAAAGUUCGAGAGAGUAUGAAAAUUUUAUAGAAAUGACUAAUUAUUAUGAAGAAAAAUAUAAUAAAAUAGAGAUAAAAUUAAAAACAGAUUCAAUAAUAACAGAACUUAAUAAAUAUAAAAACUCUUUAUAUAUUUUAGAUGAGCUUAUUGAAACAUCAAAUAUAGAGGAGUUCACCGCAAACAUAUUAGAAAAAGUAAAAGGUGAUAUUAGUACUAUUACGAAUAAAGUUAUUGAUAUAAAUAAUAAUAUUUCAGGAAUUAAUGCUUCUUAUUAUGAGUUAUUAGAAUUAAGAAGAAAAUGUAAGUUAUAUUUUCUCUCUUUAAUUAUUACAACUAUUAAUACUGAGAUAUCAAAAGAUGUAGUCAUAAUUAAAAAAGAGAAGGAAUAUAUAGUUGCGUGUGUAGAAUAUAUCAUAAAUAAUUAUAACCGCAUAAAUGAUGACAUUUAUACAACAAAUAAGUGUUUUUCUGGGUACCACAUAAGUUUUUAUGAAUCAAAUAAUAUUGAAGAUUCAAAUAAAGUUAUGGAAGAAUUUAAAAUAGAAGAACAAAAUGUAUUGGAAAAAAUAGAUGAUUUAAAAAGAUCAUUUUUAAGAGCAAAUGAAAGAAGGAAUUCGAUAUCUAUAGAUGAAAGUUUUCAGGAGAUAAAAUAUCUCUAUAAAGAAUUUAAAAAAAAAAAAAAACAUUUUAAAAAUAUUUUAAAAAAAAUGAAUGAAAUAGAGUCAAAAGAAAUAGAGAAUAGUGCAAAAAUAUUCGCUAAUAUGGCAGAAUCAUAUAAGAAUGUUAUUGAAAAUGAAAAAGAGAAAAUAUUAUAUAUCAAAGAUGAGUUAAAAGAAAUUGAAUAUUUCUUGAAUAGUAAAGCUGGAAGAUUACUUCUUAUUGAGCCCAUAGAUGCAAUAAGGAAAACGCUACAACAUGAAAAAAUUUAUGAUAUAAUUAAACAUAUAGAAAUAAAAUUAAAUGGGUUAGAAAAUCGCAAUGAUAAUGAAGAUAAUAAAUUAACGAAUCACAUUGAACAAAUUCCAUAUUUAAUAGAAAGAACAAGAUUUUUACUGAAAGAUGCAGAAUUAUACCAGAAAAAGAUAGAUCAUAAUCUAUCAGAAGAAGAAAAAAUGGAAAUAGUAAAUGAAGUAAAUUAUCAUAUAAAUAAUGCUAAGAGCUGGAUAAAAAAAUCAAUGGACAUUUUUGAUAAUAUACAAAGUAUGAUAGGUCAAGGUAAAGAGUUUAUAUAUGAGAACAAUAAUACCAUUUUUUCAAUUAAUAAUAUUAUAAAAAAAAUUGAUCAAAAAGAAAAAAAUGAAAAGUGGUUGAUUGACCACAUAAAAAGUCAUCUAGAUGAAAUUAAUAAAGUAAAAGACAAAAAUGUAUUAAUAGAAAAUAAUAAUUAUGAUAAUUCUCAAUUUGAACAGUUAAAUCAAGAAAAAUAUGAAGAGAAUAAUGAAAAUGGGGGAAGUAAAUUUUAUCACUUAAAUAUUAAGGUAAUAAUAGGAAUAAUAAUUGUGUUUCUAUUAUUUUCUAGCGGAAUUAUUUCAGUUUUAUUUAAAAAUAAAAAUAAGCAUAUUAAUGGCAAAAGUAAUAAAAAUGAAGUAUAUGAAACUCAUGAAGGUUUUAAUAAUUUAUACAACUUUGAUAAAAAAGAAGUUAUUGUAACACCUUUUGCUAAUCAUGAACAGUUUUAG